CUUGAAAUUGAACAGGGGUGUGUAGACUUUUUAUAUCCACUGUACUUAUUACAUGUGGGGUCUUUGUCACCAAACAGCUCCUGUAGUCAUGUUGGGAGGACGCAACCUAUGUGUUGGUCAGGCUCAGUGUGGCUAAUGGAAAUAUUGAUCUAUCUAAAAUACUUUUGUUUUGAAAUUUGGUAUUAUGAUUUGGUCGCAUGAUAAACCCAUGGAACAUAAAUUAUAUGUGUCUGGGAUCAUAAAGAGAAUCGGGGCUAACUAAGUUCGAACUUUUCGGGGGCCAUAUUGUCCUUAUACAUUAUAUGUCACAUUGAAAUGGUUCCAUAUCAUUUUAAAGCUCUUAUCCAUAUUUGUCUCAGCAGUAUGAUAUUUUAAAGAUUAAAAGCAUUCAGAGUGAUCACAAAAGUUAAGUUAAGUUGAAUUUCAAAUAUAUAUCUAUAUAUAGAUAUAUAUUUCUAGGUCCACAGUUGAUGUUACUGCUCAGUUAAUAUCACACACUGACAGCAAGUUUGUGAGUUCAAGGAAACAGAAUGAAAAAGCAGUUUUACAGCAGAAUCAGACAAAAGAAGUAAGCUGGAGAAAGCUCUGGUCGAGCUGGAAGAGACGGGAUCUGCAAGAGGAAAAAAACAUUCCUAGAGAGUUUCUCUUUGGUUUCUGUGACAACCAGCCGUGGCACUCUGUAAUUAUGGCUGGAUUAGAGCGCAGAGUUUCUUAGCUAAGCCAGGACUCAUGGGAACAGAAUUUGCAACAGGAUCUAUAGAUCAAAUAAAAGCUGCAUCAAUAAAAACUUAACUGAACUUAUCUUAUAUAGAAUUCAAAUUCAUGUUGUGUUUUCAUAUAUGAGAAUUCGCUAGUGCACCAUAUAUUUUAGUUGCCAUUAUGGAUUGUUCUUCUCCAUAUUCGACAGUAAAUGUGAGUCGACAUGUACUUGUUAACUUACACUUUCUGAGGUGAAUACAAAGGACUGCUUCAAAAAAACUAUGCUGACGCACUUUCAUUGUGACAUGUCGAAACACUGUGGUUUGAUGGAGGGCGUGAAAAACCCUCAAUUGUCUCCCAAGUAUUCAAGCUCAAGUCGCAGAGGUACCCAGUCAAGUAGGGUAUUCCAGACAUCCUUCUCUCCCCAGCAAGGCUUUCCUGCUCUUCAUGGGUAAUCUCAAGGUGUUCCCAGGCCAGACGGGAUAUGUAAUCCCUCCAGAGAUUUCUGGGUCGACCUCCUGGGUCUUCUCCCAGUUGGGUGUACCUCAACUAUCCCCUUUUGCUUGGAAGGAGGAGCGGGUUGACUUUGAGAUUCCCCCAAGAUGUCUAAGCUCCUCACCCUAUCUCUAAGAUGGCGAAAACUCUGUCUGGUCCAUUUGUGAUGGGGUGGAAUGACUAACAGUUGCAGUAAAUGCAUUUUUGCAGAGGCUCAACUAUGAAAUACAGCUGGAAACAUAAACUAGAGACUUAUUCUAUUCUGAUUUUGUGCAGUUCCGGUCAUGGGCAUGUUAUUGCUCGCUGAGACACAGUUUUGAUCCCGUAUGAAUGAAUAUAGACCUAGAAAAAGGUUGUUUUAGACUGUUUGUGCAAAUGCUGAUUGUUUGAAUAUGAUUCAACGUCGUUGCACUAUCACGGUAAGAAGGGGAACAGAAUGGAUAUGCAUUCACGAAGACCAAAGAAAAGGGUGAUACAAGGUAGAAGGUGCAUUUUGAAAUAUCGUUCACCUUGUUCUUUUUCCCAGUGACAGGGCUAACCUGAGACUCUGCGUAGUUUGGAUCACACACAAACCUCCGUUUCACCUCCGUAACUUCCUCCCUGAAACCUGACCAAUACAUUACAUGUGCUCUCUGCUGCCAUGGCAACAGCACUGGGAGACUGAAUCUCUGAGACCACAGGCAGGCUAUUAUGGGAUGAGUGUCUCUCAAACAGACCAAUUAGAGUGGUAAUCAGAGGAGAGAAAAGGCAGACCACACUGCACAGAUCCAUUCUUCUGCCAACCACAAAGAUGAAAAAAAUGAAAGGCACUUUGUGAAAACCAUCUCUCAAAGACAAAUCCCUUGUUGCUCUUUUAUUUCUUGUCCUAUUUUUUUCUGACAAGUCCGUGAAGGCCUCUGUGUCAGUUUGUUAUCCUCGUUCCGCCUGUCGUUUAACCGUCAGCCUAGCCAUCAAGCUGUUCUUUUCAUUUACCGAUUUUUGACCUAGAUAAGGGAUGAUCUAUUUGCCUCUGACUUUACAACUGCACAGCUGAAGUUCUUUAACCAAGUGGCCAGGCCUUUUUAAGGCUAUACCCAUUUCCCACAAACCAUGAAAACUCAAGGUUUUACAACUUGGUGGUAGUUAACGUCACCGUCUGCACCUGGACAUCUGCUGCCCUUGGUCUGGUAACAACAGCCCCGUAGCUACUUGCCUCAACUCUACCUGAAGACACUGCAUUGAUAUAUUUUCAAAGCCUCUGUGUCUACAGUUGACUGAAGUUUUCAGGCUUGUUGUGAGUGAACUAUUUCAUCUGCUUUUAUAGUCUACCUCCAUCCUGUAUUCCCCCCCCCCCCCGUUUCAUUCUGGCUGAGGGUUCUCAGAGCUGUGGAGUCUCCCUCCAUAAAAACCCAGACUGCUGCUGUUAAAUCCAUUUAUUUAAUACAGAGGACACGACCUUGCACAUUUUUAUUGACUGUGUUCUACCUUGGUAACCACCUCUGUCCGCCUUUUAAAGAGUGAUGUUAUUGCCAAAAGAUGUUUGGAGUGCCUUUGCCCGAGGGCCUGGAUUUGUUUUCCCCCACAACAGCACUCAUCACAUUGCAUCAUUUGUUAUGAUGAAGGCAGUUGGGACAUUUCAUUUCACCUUUUGGAAACAGAACUUUUUAUUUAGGAUGUUUAUUGCCCUGAAAGAGCCACUGGUUUAAAACUGAGCUGCUGUUGUAGUAGCAGUAGUUCUAAGGCUGAUUAUAUUGUACCAGUGACGAGUGAGAGGGUGUUGGCGUAGAGUGAAAUGACGGCAGCUUCUUCUCGUAUCUGACCUUUUGUCAUUCAGGAUGGAGGCCUCUUGCUUGGAGUUGGCCUUGGAAGGAGAGCGACUUUGCAAGGCUGGAGACUUUAAAGGCGGGACAGUGUUCUUCGAGGCAGCCGUUCAGGUCGGCACAGAAGACCUGAAGACCCUCAGUGCCAUCUACAGCCAGCUGGGCAAUGCUUACUUCUACCUCAAGGAGUAUGGCAAAGCCCUGGAGUACCACAGACAUGACCUGACCUUGGCCAGAACAAUAGGAGACAGGAUCGGAGAAGGCAAAGCCAGUGGGAACCUCGGGAACACGUUGAAAGUGUUGGGGCGCUACGAUGAGGCUGUUGUUUGCUGUCAGAGACAUUUGGAUAUUUCUCAAGAGCAGGGGGAUAAGGUUGGAGAAGCCCGAGCUCUCUACAACAUAGGAAAUGUGUUUCAUGCAAAGGGCAAACAACAGUUAUGGGGCUGCACCCAGGAACCGGGGGACCUGCCUGCUGAAGUCAGAGACACACUGCAAAGGGCCACUGGAUUUUAUGAGAUGAACUUGUGUCUGGUGAAGGAACUUGGAGACAGAGCUGCUCAGGGGAGGGCCUACGGGAACCUGGGAAACACCCACUACCUGCUGGGGAACUUUGUCGAAGCGAUCAAGUUCCAUCGGCAGCGAUUAUCCAUUGCCAAAGAAUUUGGGGACAAGGCAGCAGAGCGGCGGGCAUACAGUAACCUGGGCAAUGCCCUGAUCUUCCUGGGCCAGUUCAACACAGCCACAGAGUACUACAGGAAAACUUUGCAGCUGUCCAGGCAGCUGAGGGACCAGGUGAUGGAGGCUCAGGCCUGCUACAGCCUGGGAAACACCUACACUCUUCUGCAGGAGUAUGAGAAGGCCAUAGACUACCACCUGAAACACCUGUAUAUCGCCCAGGAGCUGACGGACAGGGUCGGUGAAGGCCGUGCCUGCUGGAGUCUGGGAAAUGCAUACGUGUCUUUAGCGAACCACAAACAAGCUCUUCACUACGCACGAAAGCACCUGGACAUCUCGAAGGAGAUUGGAGACAGGAAUGGGGAACUGACAGCCAGGAUGAACGUGGAGCAGCUGAUGGAGGUUCUGGGCGUCAAUGAGAGCGACCUCUCGCCCUCCAGCUCCGAGUUUGAGAUGCAAGGAGCGAGACCCAAAUUCACCAAGAGAAACAGCAUGGACAGUGUAGAGCUGUGGAAGUACUCGUCAGACAAGAACGGUGAGAACCACGACUUGGAGGGUAUACCCAGGAGAUCCAAGAGUCAGCUGUCACAGCCCGGCAAAAGGAAAGGCUACCCCGACAGUCAGUCGUCGGACGAAAGGCCGUGGUUCGACUCUCCGCUAGACUCUGACGACAUCACUGUGCAAGUUCCGCCUCCAGUGCCAAAGUUGGGCCGUGACCCCUCCGAUGAAGACUGCUUCUUUGACCUCCUCAGCAAGUUCCAGAGCAGCCGCAUGGACGACCAGCGCUGCCACCUUGAUGAGGCACAGAACGGCGAGGAUGCUGCGAACGCCGUGCUGAACGACAUGAUAGAUCCUGCAUUCACCACCUCCCCCCAGACUGAGGAGCUGUUCGAUUUGAUCGCCAGCUCCCAGAGCCGCCGCCUCGACGACCAGCGGGUAAAUGUUGGUAACCUCCCGGGCCUGAGGAUUACCCACAACAACCUGGGACACCUGGUGGGCGAGGGAGACCACCAAGAGCCCAGCGACGACUUCUUCAACAUGCUUAUCAAGUGCCAGUCCUCCAGGAUUGAUGACCAGCGAUGCUCCGCGCCAGAAGCCGGCCCCCACGCACCCACGGUGCCCGACGAAGACUUCUUCAGUCUGAUCCAGAGGGUGCAGGCCAAGCGGAUGGACGAGCAGCGCGUCCACCUGCCCUCAGAGGACCAGGACGACCCGGAGUCCCCUGAUCCGGAGCCGCCUGGCGGGUUUGCCAGCUAGGACUCGGUGAAUAACACUAUACAACUCUAUGUCGAAGAAAGUAAAAAAAUUAUAAAAAUAAAAGCGGAAGAAAAAACGCGAAGAAGGACAAGCCGACAUUCGACACCCAAGGCUGAACUAACAAGUUUUUUUUUUUAACAACAAGACAAAAUUCCAUGUGCAAUAGGCGGUAACCUAUGAAAUGUUGCUCCGUGUGUUAUGCUCUAAAUGUGUGUAAAUAUAAGCAGAGCAGAGGAAACGAUGCGAGGUGGUUGAGGGAUGAACACAACACAAGGUUAAGUUUGAAAUGUGCAAAUGUGUCUUCAAUCUAAUGCCUUAAUCAGCAUUCUUCAGACUCACGAUUGUAUUCACUGGUGUCAGCUGUGGUUCUUAGAAGCACAUGACGGACAUGCAGUAUCUUAUCAAGUCGUGGAAAUCACACAGGUUCAGCUGAGUGGAGUUUAGGGAAAUGUGAGGAAAAAAUGUAGAUUUGCACUGAAACAUGAGGAUUUCUAACAAAUUGUGUCAAUUCAGUCCCUCAGAUCGAUGCUGCUUUUAUCAUUUCAUUUGUGCGGUUCCCAGUGCUCCCAGAGAAAUAGUGUUAAUUGAGCAGUAACAGUAUUAAACUUGGCCUCCCAGUGUUAAAACAAACUGUUUCUGUCAGCGUGAACGGGAUCGAUAAGCGACAUUUCACUUCCGCCAACAAAGUCAAGACGGACUCGAUUAAGAUCCACAUCACUGUUCAUGAUGUGAAUUCAUGCAUUUUUUUUUUUUUUAAAUGCAUCAGCCUCUUCACACAGUAUGCAGUAACCAAGGUUACUGGCCAAAUUAUUAAAAGAAGCUGCUUAUUUCAUAGAUUUUAAGAUUUAGAGUUGUGCGAUAAUUCAACGUCCGGUUCGUAUCUCGAAAAAAAGUCCAAACUGUUCUGAACAUCUGAUAACAGACUACUUACUUACUGCCAUUGUUAUUAUUUUCAUCUUUAACUAACAUAGAAACAAAAGCUGAUGCAAAAGGUGGGUGCUAAUGCCAUGAACAUUAUUGAGUUCUCGUUUGUGGUGCUGGCACAGUGCCCCUCUCUGGUCUGAAUGUUGUAUUACUUCUGUUGAGCUACAGAGUGUUGGGGAAGAAGGACAUUUCCUUUCCUGAAUGUUUGCAGGGCCGCACUUUAACGCAAAUAUUCUGCUCCAGGUACGACAACUGUGAAAACUUUCAUCUGGUUUCAGCUGCAAGGUUUGUAAACUUCUACCUUGUAACUUAGUAACAUAGGCAAAAUGAGGUAGUCAAUUUUCCUUUCUAUCCAUUUGUUGUUAUGAAAGCAAGUGAUGUAAAAACUGCAUAAAAUUUUUAAAAAUUUAUGUACAGAGCAAAACAAGUUAAAUCUUUUUACCCAGAAUUAGUGCUUACCUCAUUUUUGUACCUCAAUCCUUUUAGGGUUGCUGAGUUCUGAACCAGAAUGCAUCAUUUGAUUCACCUCUCUUUGAUAAACCACACAUUGGGAGAUACAUUUAAUAUGUCCUCCUUUCUGUUUUUUGUGAAUUAACAUUUUUAGAAAGUACUCGGUACGCUUCUGUUUGUCUCUGCCAUAAUUUGUAUAUAUAAAUAUAUUUUGUAUUUAUGUUCCUUUUCGAGGACGUGAAUAUGUCCUUUCAUGCUUUUAAUAAAAUGUUACAGAUGUUU
This is a messenger RNA of Pleuronectes platessa (European plaice), 6581 nucleotides long. It is a transcript of the gene gpsm1b, whose product is annotated as G protein signaling modulator 1b. Gene Ontology annotation, molecular function: GTPase regulator activity; protein binding. The coding region runs from base 3009 to 4925 and encodes 638 amino acids. The transcript has 14 exons. The record is from RefSeq and is a predicted model, not a curated record. NCBI's taxonomy places the organism in Eukaryota, Metazoa, Chordata, Actinopteri, Pleuronectiformes, Pleuronectidae.